GGCGCGGCGGCGAAGAUGACCGCGGGCUCGGGCGUGCUGCUCCUGCUGCUCGGGCUCUCCGGCGCGCUCGGGGCCCAUCGCGGGGAUCUUACAGUCACAGCGAGCUGCAAGGCUGGAUUCUCGGAAGAAGGCUACACUGCACUGAUCUCCCCAAGCGUUCUGGAAGGAGAGGAGCUUCUCAAAGUCAAGUUCAGCAGCUGUUUGGGGAACAAGCAGAUGCAGUAUGAGACCAACAGUGUGGAUUUCAAAGUUGGGACAGAUGGGACAGUCUUUGCCACCCGACAACUUCAAAUCCCUUCGGAGCAAGUGGCUUUCACUGUGACUGCGCGGGAACGCCAGACAGCCAAGAGAUGGGACGCUGUGGUGCGACUGCUGGUGGCCCAGACCUCACCCCCGCACUCUGGACACGAGACAAUGCCCCAGAAAGGAAAGACGAGUGUGGCCCUGGACCCCGCUCAGACCCCGAGGGACACGCUGCUGCCAUGGCCCCAGCACCAGAGCUCCCACGGGCUGAGGCGACAGAAGCGCGACUGGGUCAUCCCGCCUAUCAACGUGCCAGAGAACUCCCGAGGACCCUUCCCUCAGCAGCUCGUGAGGAUCCGGUCUGACAAGGACAAUGACAUCCCUAUCCGGUACAGCAUCACAGGUGUGGGUGCUGACCAGCCCCCCAUGGAGGUCUUCAGCAUUGACUCCAUGUCUGGUCGGAUGUAUGUCACACGGCCCAUGGACCGGGAGGAGAGAGCCUCUUACCAUCUCCGAGCCCAUGCAGUGGACAUGAAUGGCAACAAGGUGGAGAACCCCAUUGACCUGUAUAUCUACGUCAUCGACAUGAACGACAACCGGCCCGAGUUCAUCAACCAGGUCUACAACGGCUCCGUGGACGAGGGCUCCAAGCCAGGCACGUAUGUGAUGACAGUCACAGCCAAUGACGCAGACGACGGCACAACGGCCAAUGGGAUGGUGCGGUACCGGGUGGUCACGCAGACACCCCAGAGUCCGUCCCAGAGCAUGUUCACCAUCAACAGUGAAACAGGGGACAUCGUGACAGUGGCAGCUGGCCUGGACCGCGAGAAAGUCCAGCAGUACACAGUCAUCGUCCAGGCCACAGACAUGGAAGGGAACCUUAACUACGGCCUCUCGAACACGGCCACCGCCAUCAUCUCGGUGACAGAUGUGAACGACAACCCUCCGGAAUUUACCACAAGCACGUUUGCAGGCGAGGUCCCUGAAAACCGCGUGGAGGCCGUGGUGGCCAACCUCACAGUGAUGGACCGAGACCAGCCUCACUCGCCCAACUGGAACGCCGUCUACCGCAUCAUCAGCGGUGACCCCUCAGGCCACUUCAGUGUCCGCACAGAUCCUGUCACCAAUGAGGGAAUGGUCACCGUGGUGAAGGCAGUGGACUACGAGCUGAACCGCGCCUUCAUGCUGACCGUGAUGGUGUCCAACCAGGCACCCCUGGCCAGCGGAAUACAGAUGUCCUUCCAGUCCACUGCAGGGGUGACCAUCUCUGUCACAGAUGUCAACGAGGCCCCCUAUUUCCCCUCCAACCACAAGCUAAUCCGCCUGGAGGAGGGCGUGCCCACCGGCACCACACUCACUACCUUCUCCGCAGUGGACCCGGACCGAUUCAUGCAGCAAGCUGUGAGGUACUCAAAGCUGUCAGACCCUGCAAACUGGCUGCACAUCAACAUGUCCAACGGUCAGAUCACCACGGCCGCCGUUCUGGACCGCGAGUCCCUGUACACCAAGAACAAUAUCUACGAGGCCACCUUCUUGGCGGCUGACAAUGGGAUCCCCCCAGCCAGUGGCACAGGGACCCUGCAGAUCUACCUCAUUGACAUCAAUGACAAUGCACCCGAACUGCUGCCCAAGGAGGCGCAGAUCUGUGAGAGGCCUGGCCUCAAUGCCAUCAACAUCACUGCAGCCGACGCCGACAUGGACCCCAACAUUGGCCCCUAUGUCUUUGAGCUGCCCUUCGUGCCCACCACCGUGCGGAAAAACUGGACCAUUACACGCCUAAAUGGUGACUAUGCUCAGCUCAGCUUACGAAUCCUCUACCUGGAGGCUGGGAUGUACGACGUCCCCAUCAUCGUCACAGACUCUGGGAACCCUCCCCUGUCCAAUAUGUCCAUCAUCAAAGUCAAGGUGUGCCCAUGUGAUGAGAACGGGGACUGCACUACCAUUGGCGCAGUGGCCGCGGCUGGCCUGGGCACAGGCGCCAUUGUGGCCAUCCUCAUCUGUAUUGUCAUCCUACUGACCAUGGUUCUGCUGUUCGUCGUGUGGAUGAAGCGGAGAGAGAAGGAGCGACACACCAAGCAGCUGCUCAUCGACCCCGAGGACGACGUGCGCGACAACAUCCUCAAGUACGACGAGGAGGGCGGCGGGGAGGAGGAUCAGGACUACGACCUCAGCCAGCUGCAGCAGCCGGAAGCCAUGGAGCACGUACUGAGCAAGGUCCCUGGUGUGCGGCGGGUGGAUGAGCGGCCGGUGGGCGCCGAACCCCAAUAUCCUGUGAGGCCUGUGGUGCCCCACCCAGGUGACAUCGGUGAUUUCAUCAAUGAGGGGCUCCGAGCUGCUGACAAUGACCCCACAGCACCUCCCUACGACUCCCUGCUGGUCUUCGACUACGAGGGCAGUGGUUCCACGGCGGGCUCCGUCAGCUCCCUGAACUCCUCCAGCUCUGGGGACCAAGAUUAUGACUACCUGAAUGACUGGGGUCCCCGGUUCAAGAAACUGGCAGACAUGUACGGGGGCGGCGAGGACGACUAGCCGCCCCGCAUCACUGCAGAGCGCAGAAGGGCGCUGCAGCCUGGCAGGACUGAGCAGAGGCACUGGCCGUGGUCCUGUGGUCAGGAGCGCCUCCCUGCUGCUUUGCCCAGCGUGGAACUGUCCAGCAUGAACACUGGCCACCAGGUGCCCACUGCCCCCGCUGCAUCUCGGUAGCCACGCACCGUGAAGGGAGAGCCAGAGGUGCCAGCCUGACUUGAAUUUCCUAGGACAGAAGCACUGUUGAAAAAAAAAAAAAAAAAAAAAAAAACAGAAACAAAAAACGAAAGUGCCUUUUGGUACACAUGUCAGAUUCCCUAAACUCAGGAGUGACUGAAAGUGAGCGGACAGCCCAAGGCCCCCCAUCCCUCCAUGCCUGUCCCGCAGACCCAGCUGCCCCCACCCUGAAGACAGCAAGCAAGGAAUGAGGGAGAUUGAGUCCUUUUUUUAAGCCUUUUAUUAAGAAAGUGGGUGAUUUAUUUAGAAAAACAGCUUGGGGUCCAAAUCCCAAUAGCUCUUGCUGUGCCCAGUUGGGUCUCCUGACCCCCUUGGGCUCCCCACGGCUGACAAGUGACGCUCAUCCUUCCCAGUGGCAGAAACCCCUCCCCUCCGCCAGACCAACCUGGCGGCCAAGCCACAGCUACAUGAACUUGUGCCCCCCCCCCCAAUGCUGUGAAUAGCUGAGUGGGUGGGGUUCCUUCCCAGGGAUCAUUCCGGGUGCUCCUCACGUCUGCCCUUGGCCACCCCAGUGCACCCUAGUCCACAAGAAGACCUCCUUCUGAGUCAUCUGACAUCCCCAAUGCCACCAAAGUCCCCUUAGGCUUUGGUCCAGAACAUCCUUCAAAACUGUGGCACACAUCAUCUACCCUUUGGGCUCGGAGGCCCAGCAGGCAAUUUUCCCAUCAGCCAGAAACCCUGAAUGCUUUCAACAUGAGCCACCUCCAAGCCGUGGAGCUGGCAGAGUAGAGCCUGGCCAUGCCUCCUUGUGCUGGAGAGGGAUGGAUAGCACCACCACCCUCACUGGACUCUCAGAACUGCUCUGCCUCCCCAGGUCUUGUCCGUCAGGACCUGCUCCAAGUGGCUGGCAAGUGACUCUCUUGCUAUGCCCAUGUGACCACUGAUGGUCCAGUUACUGCCAGAAACUGUAGUCCUUUCCUUGGGACUCAAGUCCCUGCCACAUUCUAUGGUCCUUCCAGAGCUGGCAUUGCCCACCCACCCACCCCCUCUCUCUCCUGUGUAGGUGACAUGAUACAGGGCAAACUGGGCAGAAGAACAAGGCCAUGUCUAAGGGUGGCCAGGAAACUGGGACACAGGCCAGGGGCAUCCACCUGACUAGGUACAAAAGCACCUUGGGCCAGGGCAGGCAGCGUGCACUAAAGGGGCAUCUUGUGCUGGGUCACCGUCCUGGCUUACUCUAAGCAGAACAUCACACCCACUAAAGAAAUAUCUGAGGGUUCAGUAGCCUAGAAGGCCUGGGGUCCCCAGACCCUUGUGGAGAGGGAAGUGCCGACAUUGAUGAAAAAUAAGUCCUCCCCAGAUCCCCAGCCCAUGCCUGCUGCUGGGGACCAGGCAGCCCUCUAAAGGACUAGGAGGCUGGAGGUACCCAGGGGACAGCAUGUUCCUUCCUGGGGAUCUCCAAUCCAUGGCUCUCCUCAACCUCUGACUUUUCCCAUGGCUCAAGCCACCCCCUGUUCUAAACAGCUUUGGCCUCAAAGAUGUACCUGAGUGGAGUCACGGGGUGCCAAACUCAUGGGUAUGUCCCAUUGGAUGUCAGGGUUCUCCCCCAAACCAAACUCACCCCACCUCUGAACUCCCCAGACUUGAGCCAGGCUAUGAGUUGGGCUCUUUCCUUUUGUGUGGCUGUCCAAGGAGGCAGGGAAGGAUGAGGACCACCAUGGCCACCUGGAAGUCCUCUUCCCUACAGCCGGCCAGGCUAGCUGGUCAUGGGAGACAAGUUGGAGGUGAGGGGAGGCUAGUCUUCAGCUGUGCUAUGCAAAAUUGCUCUGGAUCAGUAGUCAGUGAGGGUGGUCCUGAGCAUCCCGGGCUGAGGCCACUGGUGGGAUUGCUGUGGUCAAGGCUAGAGACAAGCACUAGAGUUGUCUGUCUGUGUUUUCUGCAAAGCCCAUGCCCUCUGGAAGGCAGAGGGGCACGAGUGAGCUGGGCGUGCAAACACUCAGCAGCGAGGCGGCACUGAGCUCUUCUCUGAAACCCAGGAGUCUCCUGGGGACCCUGGAGCGGGGGACCCAACACCCCAGCUAUGUGACAGGACGCCUCUCCUGCCGCCCAGGUCCUCCUCUGCCCUCUGUCACUGCCAGCCCCAUGCACUUCCAGCUGGAGGGACACCCAUGGGAUUUCCUAGACAUCCGGACUGUUUGCUCCUUUUGCCCCAGCCCCCAGUCAGCUCCUGGGGACAGAAAAAGAUGGGGUCCCACACCCUCCCAGACCUGUCUCGGGACUCUGUUCCAAUGCCAACGAGUUAGCAUUAGCCAGGCAUACAAUCAGUGUCAAACGUCUCUCUUCUGUAGCUUGUAGAUACGUGUCUUGUGGUCAGGGCCCAGCCAGCCGAGGCCUAGGGCCCACGCUGCACAGGGCAAGAGUGUGGUUUUAGUUCCUUCAGGGACUUUUCUUCCCCAAAUGAGAAACCUGCACCACUGUGGGCAUCAACAAGGACACCCUGGCCAUGGUCAUCUCGCUCACGCUCUGACUCCAGGCCAGCUUCUCUCUUUCUUGUGUCUUUCAGCACAUCCAAAAUGCUAGGCCUCCUGCCACCAAAGUGUCAGCACAAUGGCCACUUGUCAGGCCCUCAGAUGUGCCUCGGUUUCCCCAGAGUGAGUGCAUGGUCCAUUGAGAUGACAGCUCUGUUCUCUGCAAAGUAAAGAGUCAGGGGAAGGGAAGCCGCCAGCCCAUCGAAGCUGAGAGGAAUACCAAAACUCAAGCAGACUGUCUUCACAGGGCUCCUGGUGCGCAGUGAAAGCCACCUCUGUGUGUACUUGGAACGCAUUUUGCUUUUCCUUACUCUCCUUUUUUCACUGUUUUUUUUUUUUUGCAUGUUUCUUUCUGAAAAUGGACAAAUGUGUAACAGCCCGCAUGAACAUGAUGGUUUGGGAAAGAUACCGGAGCAGGACGUGUUCACGCCGCAGCUCUGAGCAGCGCGGUUAGACAGAUGUUUGACUUUUUUUGUAAUCGUCAACAGCACAACUAUUUUGUAUUGUCGUUUGUAUCAUUUUGUACCGAAAAACAAAAAGGAAAAAAAAAGGGAAGAGAGUCGACAUUUUCAAUGUGUUUUUAGUGCCAGGCGGUCUUGGUUCCGAAGGGAUAGCUUUGCGGAACUGUCGUGUCCUGGAGCAGAGCCCAGCUGUGGCUGCUCCAGAGGAGGAAAUAAAGUUCCCUUUGAAGUGGC
Messenger RNA from Jaculus jaculus (lesser Egyptian jerboa), 6169 nucleotides. RefSeq names its product cadherin 4 (gene Cdh4). Gene Ontology annotation, cellular component: plasma membrane; adherens junction; catenin complex. The transcript has 16 exons. Gene Ontology annotation, molecular function: calcium ion binding; cadherin binding. The record is from RefSeq and is a predicted model, not a curated record. Lineage: Eukaryota; Metazoa; Chordata; Mammalia; Rodentia; Dipodidae. Gene Ontology annotation, biological process: cell-cell junction assembly; multicellular organism development; cell morphogenesis. The coding region runs from base 16 to 2772 and encodes 918 amino acids.